This is a messenger RNA of Penicillium brevicompactum, 741 nucleotides long. RefSeq names its product proteasome core particle subunit alpha 5 (gene pup2). The transcript has 5 exons. Gene Ontology annotation, biological process: proteasome-mediated ubiquitin-dependent protein catabolic process. Gene Ontology annotation, cellular component: proteasome core complex; nucleus; proteasome core complex, alpha-subunit complex. The record is from RefSeq and is a predicted model, not a curated record. Lineage: Eukaryota; Fungi; Ascomycota; Eurotiomycetes; Eurotiales; Aspergillaceae. The coding region runs from base 1 to 741 and encodes 246 amino acids.
AUGUUCAUCGCACGCUCAGAAUAUGACCGUGGAAUCAACACCUUCUCUCCCGAAGGUCGUUUGUUCCAGGUCGAAUACUCUCUCGAAGCUAUCAAGCUAGGCUCCACGGCGAUCGGAGUCGCAACAUCCGAGGGUGUAAUUCUUGGUGUUGAGAAGCGUGUCACAUCUACUCUCCUCGAGGCAUCUUCCGUGGAGAAGAUUGUUGAAAUUGAUCAGCACAUUGGCUGCGCCAUGUCCGGUCUGCAGGCCGAUGCUCGAAACCUGGUUGAACAUGCUCGUGUCGAGUGCCAGAACCACGCUUUCCACUAUGCUGAGCCCCUGCGGGUGGAGAGCACCACGCAAGCAAUUUGUGAUUUGGCUCUGCGAUUCGGUGAGAGCGGCGACGACGAAGAGAGUGUCAUGAGCAGACCGUUUGGUGUUGCGCUCUUAAUUGCUGGUUACGAUGAGGAUGGGCCUCAACUAUACCACGCUGAACCCUCCGGUACAUUCUAUCGGUAUGACGCUAAAGCCAUCGGCUCGGGAAGCGAAGGUGCUCAGGCGGAGCUGCAGAACGAAUACCACCGGUCUCUCACCCUAUCAGAGGCCGAGACAUUGGUGCUCAAGACGCUGAAGCAGGUCAUGGAGGAGAAGCUCGAUUCCAAGAACGUCCAGCUGGCUAGCGUGACUAAGGAAAAGGGCUUCCGCAUCUACAACGACGAGGAGAUGGGCAACGCUGUCGCACAGCUGGGCGGCAACCAAUAA